AUGGGACAACUCUCUCCAUACUUCCCUAAUCCUGAUGGCUUUGGUGUGGACGAAUAUUCAUUGCCUCCUGGUGCCGAGAUUGUGCAACUGAACAUGCUGUCGCGCCAUGGUUCAAGAUAUCCUACUACUGGGUCCGGAGCUCACAAGUUUGGUCUUAAGCACAAGAACAUGACAGAUGCGAAGUAUACAGGCGGGCUCUCAUUCCUUAAUGAUUGGAGCUAUCAGCUGGGUGCAGAGAUUCUUGUGCCCAUCGGCAAACAAGAACUCUUCAACUCUGGUACUCUGCACUACUACCAAUAUGGUCACCUCUACCCCAACAAUGGUUCGAAAAUCAUCGCUAGAAGCACGACUCAAGACCGCAUGACCAAGUCUGCAGAGUACUUCCUCGCAGGCUUCUUUGGUCUAGAGUGGACGAGUAAUGUCACAUUACUACUUGCUAUCGAAGACCGCACCGGUGUAUGGAACAAUACGCUCGCUGGCAACAAUUUUCGGAGUGCUGGUGGCAACAACGCCACAGUCGAGUGGUACACAAAAUACCUUGCUGAUGCUACUAAGCGUCUGCAGAAGCUGGCGCCAGGCUUUGACUGGACAGUAGAAGAUUCAUACAAUGCACAAUCCUUGUGUGCAUACGAGACAGUAGCCUAUGGCUUCUCUCAAUUCUGUGGUCUGUUCACCUACGAAGAGUGGGAAGGCUACGAGUACAGCAUCGAUAUUCAAUUUGCGGGUGGUAAUGGUUUCCAAUCGCCCACUGGCCGUGCUAUCGGUAUUGGAUAUGUGCAAGAGAUCCUCGCUCGUCUCCAACACCACACAAUUGACUCACCAAUUGCACAAAUCAACGUCACUCUGGACAACAACACGGUCACGUUCCCGCUUGAUCAAAGUCUCAACUUUGACUUCUCGCACGACACCAACAUUAUGAGCAUCUUGACUGCAUUUGGCUUUACCCAAUUUGCACAGUUCCUCCCAGCCGAUCGCAUUGAACCAUUCGCUGCACGUCUCGAUAUCGAGAUUAUCAACGCUCCUGCUCCAGUCAAGACCUCACGCAAGAACGAUAAUCUCUACGAAGAAGCAACUAAGUACAUCCACUUCAUACUCAACCAGCGCACCAUCCCUCUGCAUCGCAGCUUCCCUGAGUGUACAGAGCGCGACGAUGGUUGGUGCGAGCUCGACACUUUCCUUGCUGUACAAAGCAAGAGUUACGAGAUCUCUCAGUACGACUGGAGCUGUAAUGGCGACUAUCCUGCCGUUCCUUAUGGCGAAGUCACCAAUGGUGUACCAACUCAGCCUAGCCCGUGA
Molecule: messenger RNA, 1296 nt
Organism: Aureobasidium musti
Lineage: Eukaryota; Fungi; Ascomycota; Dothideomycetes; Dothideales; Saccotheciaceae
Source: the annotation of a GenBank genome assembly